CUGGCAUAGAUGGAAAAAAUCACAUUGUCUGAUUUUCAAAGCGAACAUUUGAACAGGAGAAGUAAUCAUGUGGUUGAAGAUAGCCAUAGUGAUGGGCUGCUGGUCAGUCCUGGUUUCAGCUAAACCCGCCGGGCGUAUUGACCGAGUUGCACGGCAGACAACGUUCCCGGACGCCUGUUACGCAGGCAGCCGUCCAGAAGUGCUGACCGAAAGCGACGCCAGCAAAGACAUUGCUAUUGUCGACUACGAGAAUGACAUGAGAUGUAAAUGGAGAAUUGCAGCCGGAGAAGGAGAGAGAGUCCGUCUGACUGUUCUCAGCUACAGUAUAGAAGACCACGGCACUUGCAAAUUCGACAGGCUGCUGGUUCGCGACGGCUUCAACAACAAGGCUCCUCGCUUGGCCAAGAUUUGCGGGAACAGCACAGGCGUAGAGGUGUAUGAAAGCACGGGCAACUACAUGUUCCUUCUCUUUAGAACAGACGAGUCGGUGACGGAUUCAGGAUUUGGCGCGUUUUGGGAGGUGAUUACCAAUGGCACUAACCCAACUGACGCUCCAACUGACGCCCCAACUGACGCCCCAACCAAUGCACCAACCCAGGCCCCAACUAACGCCCCAACUAACGCACCCCCUUCUGGAGAUUGUGCGAACUGCGGAAGGCGGGGCACUGCGGUCUCGGCAUCAAUCGUUGGCGGGCAGGAGGCCACGCCCCACUCCUGGCCCUGGAUGGUGGCUCUGACCAAUGGCUUUGGCGGUGGUCAGUUCUGCGGUGGAACUCUUAUUGACCCUGAAUGGGUUAUGACGGCAGCCCAUUGCACAGGAGGGACCAUCGUCGUCAGGCUUGGAGAACACGAUCUGUCCGCCACAGAGAAUCCGAACCUGGUGGUGGAAAAACGUGUUAUCAGAACAAUUGACCAUCCCAACUAUAAUGGAAACUCUCUGGACAACGACAUUUCGUUGUUGAAACUGGAAAGCGCCGUGACGCUCGGAACUGGCAUCAACAUUGCCUGCCCCCCUGAACCCAACUCCGAACUGACCGAUGGCCAUUACUGUGUGACGACUGGCUGGGGCGCAACAGGCAGCGGGCAAUCUGGAAGUGAUAAACUAUUGGAGGUGGAUGUCCCUUACAUCUCCACCGCCACGUGCCGCGCCGAUAGCGCGUACGGGAAUCAGGUCCUUGACAGCAUGAUUUGCGGCGGAACCAUGGCAGGCGGCAAGGACUCUUGCCAGGGAGAUUCUGGCGGCCCCUACGUUUGCCGCUUCAUGGAUGACAACGGUCAGGCGUUCUGGAAGGCUUAUGGUGUCGUCAGCUGGGGUUAUGGCUGUGCCCAGGCAAACAGACCAGGUGUCUACUCUAAGGUGUCCAUAUACACCGAAUGGAUCAAGAACACGAUGAACAGCAACUGAAGUUCUUAAACCUGGCCAAUAAGUUAGAUUUUAGGACGUUAACCUUAUUAGGUCCCGUUAUUGGCGUGAAAAUAUUUUUGUGGGUUUUUCAUUAACGGCAAGAACUGCUAUUAUUAAGUAAAAUUUCCUAUUCUUGUAGUCUCUUU
Molecule: messenger RNA, 1551 nt
Organism: Lingula anatina
Lineage: Eukaryota; Metazoa; Brachiopoda; Lingulata; Lingulida; Lingulidae
Product: transmembrane protease serine 3
Biological process (GO): proteolysis
Molecular function (GO): serine-type endopeptidase activity
Source: RefSeq, a predicted model, not a curated record